UGGUUGAAAGUGAAAAUGCGUGAAGGGGAGGGAGAGAAGCCAAGCGAAGGAGGGACAGCAGGAGCCUCAGCCCCUGCUGUCCCUGACACACCACACACCCUGACCUCCUGGGUCCUAUUUCUUCAUGUUGGUUCAACAUUAACCCAGACGGGGCUGGGACUUCUCUUGUCCUGCUCCCUCUUCAUUUCCUCUGCAGCUGAGGCAUAUACCAUGAGGCACAGCAGAGUCAGAGUGCUGGGCAGCCUGCUCCUUUUCUGCCUUCUGCACCUCGUGCUGAGCCAUGACAGGGUUUUCCUUGGGCAACAGCAAGCGCUUUCCCUGCUCAAGCGCCCUCGACGUGCCAACAAGGGAUUCCUGGAAGAGGUGCUCAAAGGCAACCUGGAACGGGAGUGUCUAGAAGAGAAAUGUAGCUACGAGGAGGCCUAUGAAGCCCUCGAGUCCACUGUUCGCACGAAUGAAUUCUGGAGGAAAUACAGGGAAUGUGAAUCCCAGAGGAAGCUCAGGACAGCUCUGGAUGAGUGUCUGACAGGAAACUGUGUCGCAGGCAGUGGGCAGAACUAUCAAGGGACAGUUUCUGUCACCAAGUCGGGGAUUGAAUGUCAGUUCUGGACAAGCAAAUUCCCUCACAGACCUGAGUUUAACACCACCACCCAUCCGAAUGCCAAUCUCACCAAGAAUUACUGCAGGAACCCAGACAACAACCCAAAUGGCCCCUGGUGCUACACCCGAGACCCAGCAGUGCGAUGGGAGGAGUGUGCUGUUCCAGUGUGUGGUCAGGACAAGACCACAGUUCCAUUUAGUCCCCGGUCCCCUCCACUGGACAAAACACAGCAGCCAUGUGAAACGGACAAAGGGAUGAAUUACCAUGGGAAUCUCUCUGUCACCAUCUCUGGGACCAAGUGUUUGCCAUGGGCCUCAGACAAGGCAAAGGAGCUGUCCCAUGGAAAUACAUUUUCCCGAGAAGUGAAGCUGGUGGAAAAUUAUUGCCGGAAUCCUGAUGACGAUGAUGAAGGUGUCUGGUGUUAUGUGGAUCAUCCAAAUACUACCUUUGAGUACUGUGACCUGCACUACUGUGCGAGGCCUCUGGAUGAGAUGGACGAAGCAAUAGCAGGGAGGACCAUUACCCAACAGCACCAAACCUUCUUUGAUGUUAAGACUUUUGGUUCAGGUGAAACAGAUUGUGGCAUCCGUCCCCUGUUUGAGAAGAAACAGAUUUCUGAUAAGAGUGAGCAUGAGCUGUUGGACUCCUACAUUGAGGGCCGGAUUGUAAAGGGGGAAAAUGCAGAAGUUGGCAGUGCCCCCUGGCAGGUGAUGCUUUUCAGGAAGAGGCCACAGGAGUUGCUGUGUGGUGCCAGCCUCAUCAGCGACCGCUGGGUCCUUACUGCUGCCCACUGCCUCUUUUACCCACCCUGGGACAAGAACUUCACCACAGAUGACAUCUUGGUGCGGAUUGGGAAGCACCAGAGAACAAAGUACGAGCAGAGCAUAGAGAAAAUCGCCAUGCUGGAUAAAAUCAUCAUCCAUCCCAAGUACAACUGGAGAGAGAACCUGGACCGAGACAUUGCACUGUUGCUCCUGAAGAAACCUAUAGUCUUUAGCGACCGCAUCCACCCUGUCUGUCUGCCUACCAGGGAGCUGGUGCAGAGCCUGAUGCUGUCAGGAUUCAAAGGGCGGGUAUCUGGAUGGGGAAAUCUGUAUGAGACCUGGAGCUCUGGCACCACCGCACUGCCCUCAGUUCUGCAACAGGUGAACCUCCCCUUAGUCAGCCAUGAUACCUGCAAGGCAUCCACUAACAUCAAACUCACUGAAAACAUGUUCUGUGCAGGGUAUGGUCCUGAAGACUCCAAGAGAGGGGAUGCUUGCGAGGGGGACAGUGGGGGCCCUUUUGUCAUGAAGAGCCCACAAGAAAACCGCUGGUAUCAGGUGGGGAUCGUCUCAUGGGGAGAAGGCUGUGAUCGUGAUGAUAAAUAUGGAUUUUAUACACAUGUAUUCCGCUUGAAGAAAUGGAUGCUAAAAACCAUCAACAAAUAUGGGCAAUAAAGAAAGCAUUUGUCACAUCUCAACUCUUACAGCUGCUUUAAUUUGUAGCAAUAUGAACACUAAGGAAAGUGAAGUAAGAUGUCCAGAGGUAUUCUCUAGCAUCAUUGCCAAUAAAAUGGUUAUAGCAACAA
Messenger RNA from Terrapene triunguis (Three-toed box turtle), 2171 nucleotides. RefSeq names its product coagulation factor II, thrombin (gene F2). NCBI's taxonomy places the organism in Eukaryota, Metazoa, Chordata, Testudines, Emydidae. Gene Ontology annotation, cellular component: extracellular region. The record is from RefSeq and is a predicted model, not a curated record. The transcript has 14 exons. The coding region runs from base 16 to 2040 and encodes 674 amino acids. Gene Ontology annotation, biological process: proteolysis; platelet activation; positive regulation of blood coagulation. Gene Ontology annotation, molecular function: serine-type endopeptidase activity; calcium ion binding.